AUGGACGGACGAAUGGGUGGGUGGAUGAAUGGACGGAUGGAAGGACGGACAGGGCGAAGGACGGGUAGAAGGAUGGUCGGAAGGACGGAUAUCGAAUAUACAUAUAACAAAAUUCGUUUAAAAAGAAAUUUUCGCGUACGAAUCACACGUGGCAGUUACGUGCAAUCGCAUUUACGUGAAAGAUCUAGAAGUCAGCCUAAGGCAGACGAUACGAUGAAUAUCAGUCAGUCACCUGUUCUUCAACUUACCUAUUCUCCUAAUAGUCGUUAUGUGUUUUAUAUGUCUUCAGUAGAAUUGGUUUAUGUGCCUAGUUGGGUGUUAUUUCGAGGCGUUGGAGCUCCACUGCCGGCAGGAAAGGGAUUCCUUUGCGGAAGAAUCUGA
Molecule: messenger RNA, 381 nt
Organism: Dracunculus medinensis (Guinea worm)
Lineage: Eukaryota; Metazoa; Nematoda; Chromadorea; Rhabditida; Dracunculidae
Source: the annotation of a GenBank genome assembly